UCCGUCACCGCCACGGCUCGCAUCCAGCCCUUCACCAUAUCUACCUCCAUCUGUAGCCCUCUCUUGCACAAGCUGCAGACUCGAUACCGUCCGUCGGCGCCCAGACGCCAUGGGACUCAGCAAGUUCUUCGCAAGCUGCUGCGGGUUAGGACGCUCAAGAGAUAGCAUCUACGACCCAGUGCUAGCAGAUAGCGAGCGGGAAGCCGUCGCCGACCUUUUGAACUUCCUAGAGAAUCGAGGCGAAACCGACUUCUUCUCCGGCGACCCCUUACGCGCGUUAAGUACCCUCGUAUACUCAGACAAUAUCGAUUUGCAGCGGUCAGCGAGCUUGACGUUCGCCGAGAUCACAGAGAGAGAUGUCAGAGAAGUCGACCGCGACACUCUAGAGCCUAUUCUGUUCUUACUCCAAAAUCCGGAUAUUGAGGUGCAGCGUGCGGCGAGUGCGGCGCUGGGCAACUUGGCCGUAAACACGGAGAACAAGGUUGCCAUUGUCGCGCUGGGAGGGCUUGCGCCAUUGAUCAAGCAAAUGAACUCGCCCAACGUCGAGGUACAAUGUAACGCUGUCGGGUGCAUCACGAACCUCGCAACCCACGAGGACAACAAGGCCAAGAUAGCUCGUUCGGGAGCACUACAGCCCCUCACACGGCUGGCAAAGUCCAAGGACAUGCGUGUACAGAGAAAUGCAACCGGCGCGCUCCUCAACAUGACACACUCAGAUGAUAACCGCCAACAACUUGUCAACGCUGGCGCUAUUCCCGUCCUCGUCCAACUGCUCUCCUCUUCUGAUGUCGACGUUCAAUACUACUGCACAACCGCACUCAGUAACAUUGCCGUCGAUGCAAGCAACCGAGCUAAGCUGGCCCAAACGGAGGGUCGGUUGGUGGGGUCAUUGGUGCACCUCAUGGAGUCCUCCUCGCCCAAGGUCCAAUGUCAGGCAGCACUUGCUCUCCGCAAUCUCGCUUCCGACGAACGCUACCAGCUGGAGAUUGUGCGCGCUCGCGGGUUGCCAUCUCUCCUCCGCCUUCUGCAGUCGUCCUACCUUCCCCUUAUCCUCUCCGCCGUCGCAUGCAUACGAAACAUCUCCAUCCACCCCGCAAACGAAUCCCCAAUCAUCGAAGCUGGCUUUCUUCGGCCCCUGGUAGACCUGCUUGGCUCUACUGACAAUGACGAGAUCCAAUGUCAUGCCAUCUCCACUCUUCGCAACCUCGCGGCAAGCUCGGACAAGAACAAGCAACUAGUUUUGGAGGCAGGUGCUGUACAAAAAUGCAAGCAACUCGUGCUUAACGUGCGGCUACCCGUGCAGUCGGAAAUGACUGCUGCGAUCGCUGUCCUUGCCUUGAGCGAGGAGUUGAAGCCUCAUCUACUCAAUCUUGGAGUUUUCGAUGUCCUGAUACCCCUCACAGAGUCCGACAGCAUUGAAGUGCAAGGGAACAGUGCAGCUGCAUUGGGCAACUUGUCAUCAAAGGUGGGUGACUAUACCAUCUUUAUCCAGAACUGGACGGAACCCGCAGGUGGCAUUCAUGGCUACCUCCGCCGCUUUUUGGCCAGCGGGGACCCUACCUUCCAGCACAUCGCCAUCUGGACCCUCCUACAACUUAUCGAGUCUGAAGAUUCGCAACUGAUUGAGCACAUCGGCAAGUCGCACGAAAUCGUUCAGAUGGUGACCGAGAUUGCCGAGCGCAACAUCGAAUCAGAUGACGAGGACAACGAAGAAGGCGAGGGUGAGGUUGUCACGCUUGCCCGCAGGUGCCUCGAACUUUUGGGCAAGAAUCCCAAGACCCUUGUUGAAGGGUAAACCGUUGAAUCGCUUUUUAUACCCAGCUUUAUGGACUAUUCCUCUCGUUUUUCUCUAUUGUUUUCUUGCUUAUGCGUCCAUGUCACAUAUUGUUCUGGACAACAUGCAUUUGCAUGUUUUGGGGUCGCUGGCGUUCAGGACUACACUAUUUCAUUUAUCUCCAGCGAGCAUUGGCAAAGCGGGCUUCCUUACUAUUAGCAUAUCACUUUUGUUACCCGCCACUCUUACUCGGAGUGCUUUCGAUACGGGUGAAUUUGUAAUUGAUCGAGUUGGAUGAUAGCUUCUCCC
Molecule: messenger RNA, 2083 nt
Organism: Cucurbitaria berberidis CBS 394.84
Lineage: Eukaryota; Fungi; Ascomycota; Dothideomycetes; Pleosporales; Cucurbitariaceae
Product: ARM repeat-containing protein
Exons: 7
Coding region: 110-1795 (561 amino acids)
Biological process (GO): nucleus-vacuole junction assembly; vacuole inheritance
Cellular component (GO): fungal-type vacuole membrane
Molecular function (GO): protein-membrane adaptor activity; protein binding
Source: RefSeq, a predicted model, not a curated record